AAGAUAACACUUUUUCAGUAAACAUUCGCUCUAGAAAAUAAAGAUAUACCUACAUAUUUUAUGAUUGACCUCGAUGGCAACAAAAUAAUGUGAAAUCAAUGUGACAUUCUAUUUCAAUGAUAAGACUGGCUAAUUCAUUAUUUUUGAUCAUUUUCAUCGCAUGGUCAACUUUAGCUCAAGAUGCAGACAUCGAAGAGGAAUUUCGUCGAGCUCGUAUAAUUCCUCAUGCUCUAUCAGCUGCUCCAACAGAAUGGUUACGAAUUAUUUAUGAAAAUCGAACCCUUCAAACAGGCGAAUUAAUCGAAAACGAAGAAGAUCUGCUGCAUUUGCCAAAAAUAAAAUGGAAAAGCGCUCAUUUACGAAAACUCUACACAGUUUACAUGUUUGGUCUGACAGAAAUACCUUGGAGAGAAACAAGAUACGAGAUGUCCGAAGGUGCGAAUUUCGGUCUCUCUGAUGGCUGUAAUCGCACCAGACAGUAUCAUUGUUGGGUUCAAGUCAAUAUUCCAGGAGACAGGGUUCGAAAAGGAGAGCAAUUGUUUCCUUACAUUUCUCCGGAUUGUCCAUCGCACGAAUUCACAGAUCGAAUUGUCGUACUGGCUUUUGGACAAAAUUUCCUCGUCAAUAUUCCGACUGGAAAAAUGCAUCACGCAAAACUGUUUUCAGAAUGUUCACCUACUUCGAGACUAGUCAACAAGUUCAAUUUAACUGGACCAAUUGCGGGGAAUUUCUUUUAUAUGAAAUGUGAUACCCAGAAUUUCAUGUUGGAGUAUCCUUGAAACCGAAUUGAAACAUAAAUUUCCAAGAUGGCGAAUUUUCAUAGCACCCGUCUUCAUGACAAAUUAUUUUAUACCUGUUUAAAUCAAUAUAUGAUAUUAUCCAAAUUCAAUGAUAUAUUAUAUUACUGAUUGUAUUUUUAAUUAAAAGAGCAAUUUUUGGUAUUUCUCGUACUUCCAUGACUUGAAAAAUUGAAAGAAACAUGGUAAAAAUAUUAAUUCUCACUUUGAUAUCACAAACGUAUAUUCAUUAAAUCAUAUCAGAUCACUAGAGCAGAGUUCAUAACCAAACUUCAACCCAUAAUGAUAAGCUCGCUAAAAUGAAAUAAAAUGAGGAAAAAACUAAUGAAAAGUCUGUUUUCUAAAUCUAUGUAGAAAUUCUGGU
Planococcus citri (citrus mealybug) is the source of this 1161-nucleotide messenger RNA. RefSeq lists its product as uncharacterized. Lineage: Eukaryota; Metazoa; Arthropoda; Insecta; Hemiptera; Pseudococcidae. The record is from RefSeq and is a predicted model, not a curated record. The transcript has 5 exons. The coding region runs from base 117 to 779 and encodes 220 amino acids.